Messenger RNA from Rhincodon typus (whale shark), 7451 nucleotides. Its product is annotated as transcriptional activator protein Pur-beta-like. The record is from RefSeq and is a predicted model, not a curated record. The transcript has a single exon. Gene Ontology annotation, molecular function: purine-rich negative regulatory element binding; DNA-binding transcription factor activity, RNA polymerase II-specific; RNA polymerase II transcription regulatory region sequence-specific DNA binding. Gene Ontology annotation, cellular component: nucleus. Gene Ontology annotation, biological process: regulation of transcription by RNA polymerase II. Bases 29 to 1171 code for a protein of 380 amino acids. Lineage: Eukaryota; Metazoa; Chordata; Chondrichthyes; Orectolobiformes; Rhincodontidae.
UCAGGCGGGUGGGAGGGGGUCGUCUCUCAUGGCGACGACCAGCGAGCGGGACCGGGCCACAGAAGGAACGGACGCCGAAAUUCAGCUGUUACCGGCGCUCCCCGCCGUCACUGUACCUCCCGAAGAAGUGGUAGUAGUUGCGGCGGCGGCGGAGGAGGAGGAACAAGGGGAUGUUGAGGCGCCCCAACCGGCCAAGGGGAGGGAUCCGAGCCUGGCCGUCGGCCCCCCACCGUCUCUACUCGAGACCCAGGAGCUGGCCUCCAAGCGGGUGGACAUCCAGAACAAGCGCUUCUAUCUGGACGUGAAGCAGAACGCCAAGGGACGCUUCCUGAAGAUCGCCGAGGUGGUGGGCUCGGCAGGCCGCAAGAGCCGUCUGACCGUCUCCAUGCCGGUAGCGGCCGAGAUGCGCGACUACCUGGGAGACUUCAUCGAGCACUACGCCCAGCUCGGGCUGACCGGCGGCGGAGCAGGAGGAGGAGGUGGCUUGAGGCGGCGGCGGCGGCAACAGCAGGAGGAAGACGAGGAGGUGGCGGCUGCGGGGGUACAACAGCAGGCGGCGCUGGCCCAGCCCGAGGCCCAGGCCCAGCCGCAGCGGGUGCUGAAGAGCGAGUCCCUGGUGCGGGAGAACCGCAAGUACUACCUGGACCUGAAGGAGAAUCAGCGCGGCCGCUUCCUGCGCAUCCGUCAGACCGUGAGCCGAGGAUCCCCCAGCUGGGGCUACUCGGCCCAAGGCCAGACCAUCGCCCUCCCGGCCCAGGGCCUCAUUGAGUUCCGGGACGCCCUGGCUCGGCUGAUCGAGGAUUAUGGAGUCGCCCCAACGGCGGCGGCGGCAGCAGUUGGAGGGGGAGGCCUGCUAGACGAGGCUGGGAUUCCGGGGUCGCUCGAACUGCCCGAGGGGAUCUCGGUGCCGGUCGAUAACAAGCGGUUCUUUUUUGACCCGGGCUCCAACCGGUACGGGGUGUUCCUGCGGCUGAGCGAGGUGAAACCCUCUUACCGCCACUCCAUCACCGUGCCGUACAAAGCCUGGGCCCGCUUCGGCGACAACUUCCUCCGGUACGCCGAGGAGAUGAGGGCGAUACAGGAGAGGCGUAGGGACAGGAGGGCCGAGCUAAGCCGAGAGGUCGCCGCUGCCGCCGCAGACGGUGCCCAAGAAGAGGAGGAGGAAGAUUGACAUCGCUUUCUGACCUACGGAGGCAGAAGGUGCUGGAAAGAGCUCAGCAGGUCUGGCAGCAUCUGUGCAUCGAGAAGCGGUGUUACCGCUUCGAUCCAAUUUGUCUGUUUUGGAACUCAGUUCCUUUUAACCCAAUGCAAAGCCACCACCCCCCGACUCAGUCAUCUCCCAUCUUUCUCGAUUCCCUCUCCCAGCCCCACCUCCGGUUCUCCACUGUAUCUCACCCAAUGCCCAUUAGCGAUUCCUGUGCUCCCCAAUUUUCAGUUGGCGUCUCGCAGCUUUUCAGGCUCUGAGACUGAGUAGUCAGGUGCUUGAUGACCAGUACUGACAUGAUUAGCCGAAGGGCCUCCUUUGCUGUAAAACACAUUCAGUUGGCAUCUUGUAGCCCCACCCCGUCUCCCAAGUUCCCAAUUAGUGUCUUGAGGCCUUCCAGCUGCUUGGUUGAUAUCUCAAAGACCCCAACUCCAAUUCUCAGCCAGCAUAUUCCCUAGCAAAUUCUGGCUCCCCCUCUCCCUCUCCCUGCCCCCAUCAUUUCUCAUAAGCUGGAUGUACAGGACACAGUUGCAUAGCAGUAAGGGUUUGCCCUGCCAUUCAAAUAUUAAUCGUCAAACUGUUUCCACUCCAAUUUGUCACCUGCUUGCCAUAUUCCUUGAUGCCCUUCGAAAUAUAAAAUCUGUCUCAGCCUUAAAUAUAUCCAAUAAUGGAGCAUGCACAAUCCCAUCUGGGUAGAAAAUUCCAAAGAUUCACAACCUUCUGACUGAAAAUAGUCUCAUCUUAGUUCUAAAUUACUGGCUCCUUGUCAUGAGACUAUGUCCCCCAUGAUCUAGAAUUUGCUGUAAGAUAUCGUGUCAGUGUCUAUCCUGCACAUUAAUUAUCUUGUGUGUUUCAAUCUUAAACUCCAGAGAAUACAGAUUCAUUUACUCAGCCUAAAAUUAUUGACCAAUCUCAACCUGUCCUAUGGAGAAAUCUGAUGUACCUUCACUGUCUGACACCCAUAUCGUUUUCCCCUUCACCACAAAUCAUCAUUUUUAAUCCCCAUAGAUCAUUAUUGUCUAGCCUUCCAGAUCUUCAACUUGCCUCCUUUUAUAAAUCAUCUACCUCACUAUCCCAGGUCAUCUUCUCAUUUUCACCACCCCACUGACCAUUUUCUCUAACCCUCCCCAAAUUAUUGUUUUGUCAUCUUGUUGCCUUCAUAGACCAGCACCAUUUUCCAAACUCCGAAUGUCACCGUUAUCUUCCCAUCUCCCCAAAUUAUUAUUGUCUGGCCGCAUUGCCUAUUGCUCACCACUUUAACCCAGAAACCAUGCCAAAUGAUUGCAUGUACAAUGCAGGAAAAUUAUCUGGCUCCAUUUCAUUCCACUGGUUCAUCCCUUGGAAAAACAAAUUGGAGAUGGAUUUACAUGCUCGUUUCAGCUUAAAAUGAGCUGGAGCUUGCUGUGCUUCAUAUUAUACUUUAAAACAAAACUCUCCAACCAAGCUUUCAGAAUUUUUUAAAUUAUACAAGCGAGAAGCACUUUUAAUAUAACAUACAGUUGCUUUAUCUUUUUGAGUACAAACAGGAAUAGACUGGAAUCUCAACUGUUUAUGGCAAAAGAUAUGGGCACCUAUUCUCAAUGAACAAUCACAGCUUACCUGCUGUGAGUAAAGUUGAGCAACUUAGUUCAUUUGAAUAACAGUAAUGAGCUGCAGACCCAUUCUAUCUUUGAAAAAAUCCAGCUUUUUAAAAAGCUUUUAAACUAUCGAAGCCUUUCUAAUUGCCACUUGUGGCAAUUUAAAAUUCAAGUCUUCUAAAAAUUCAAAUCAGCACAAAGUGUGAUAUACAUUUGCAUGUACUAUAUAUGUGAUAUUUAGUUCACCAAAAAUUGAUCAGUACUUUCUAGACUAUUCAGUCCUGAAUCUACAAUAUGUACCACAUCCAGAGAAUAUCUAUUCUCAUCCCCAUUAGAAAAGAAAAUGGGGUUCCAAGGUAGGCAAUAACAUGCUAGAUAGUUUAGCUUGUCUGAUGCACUUUAAUCCAGUUAUAACCAACAUGACGAAGUGCAUUAUAGAUAUGUUGUUCCAUACUUCUAUUGAAUAACCAUGAGAAAUAAAUUACAGACCAGUGUGCCAUAGGAUUAUCUCCAAACAAGAAAGAACUGUCCAAUCUGAAUUGUAAGAAUGUGUAAAAUUAUUCCUUUUUAUCGGACGUAGUUUGAGGGGACAGAAAAAAACGUAGUUACAGGAUCUGACAGGUAAAAUAACUGUGACAAAUGUUCAAUAGCCUAUAAUUUUUUUUGCACUUUUGAAGAAUCAAAUUUGGAUGCUGCUGUACUCUCCCUGUAUAAACUGGGGACAACCAUUCUAUAAAGUUUUGUUAUGCACAAAGGCAGACCAGUGCAGUGCCUGUUACUUAUCUAAACAAAAUGGCAAACUUGCAAUCAUUUCACUUGGCUGCUAAACAUAAUCUUUAACUAUAAAUAUCAGCAAUUAUUACGACAUGGGUAGAAUAGCUGUACUGCAGUUACUUUUAUAAUGAUGUAAACAGUGGAUAUGCCUGCAGUACUGGGUUCAAGGCAGUAAAUCCUCUGCUUCAUCAGAAAGGUAUAGAACUUUUGAUAAUAUUAAUGGCAUUACUGGGGAUUUUUCAGAUUUGUGGAUGUACCUGUGUUAUGACUAUGGUACUCCCACACAGGUUAUUCUGUAGUAUUAUGACAGCUUUUUGCACUGUGACCUAUUAUCAACAGCACAUGAUGUAAUUUUAUAACAUCGGUUGAAGUUAUCUAUUUUGUGUAUUUGCCAAGCUGCAUUACUGUGUACUAUAAAACUAAAUGCACUGCAAGGCAUUAGCAACAGUUUCAAUAACAUGCAGAAAAGACCUGGAGAUAUUUGGAAAAUAAUUACCUCUAACUAGCAGAGCUGACAAAUCACCUGCAACUUAGCCCUCAUUUUACUGUUGAAGUCCUUCAUCCCUUGCGUUUUAAACUUUGCAUGAGACAAUCAUGAAGCUAUCCAAGCAUUUCACCAUGACUAUUGUAAAUGUGUAAAUUCAUUCAGUGACAAUCAAUGUCAUUUUGUUAUAGCUUAGUUAUACCCUGCCUGUUACAUUAUCUCUCUCUCCUACAAAGAAAGUUUGUAUUUUGCAGGUAAUAUUAUCCUUUAGCUCCUGAUAAAGUUGCAAGUAAACUGAUGUUAGGAAGUUAUACAUUUAUUUAUUGAUGCAAGUUGCAGGGAGGAUAAAGGAGGGAAGUGUUUCAAAAGGCAGAUUCAUAAAACUGUGUAAUCAGUUUACAUUUUUAAAAAAAAACUGCCUGCCUUCUAAAAGGGCAUGUGUAGUAUGUUUCAGUACUCAUGCAUAUCUAUUUAUGUCAAGCUUGAGAUCAAUCUCUUCUAAUUUUGUGAUGUAAUGGUUUAUAAUCCACAGUAAUGCUGCAGUACAGCCCUCCUUGAAAUUAAAAGGUGCUACUCUUAACCUGUUUGCAUCAUGGAGAAUGUAUUGCACAUGGGCACUGUGCAGUUGAUGCUUACUUGUGCCUUCAGUCAUGUGCAAAUUUGUGAUACAAUCAAAAUCAGAGCAGAUAAGCUAUCUAAAUUAAAAAGGAUAAAGUUUUUUUAGUGUGCUAGGUUUGUAGAAAUACAGCCCACAUGAAAUUUCCAUACACUGAAGGUUAUUGUGAAUGAUUGCAGUACAAUCAUAAAUGAGGACUAGAAAUGUGUAUAAAUUAAGCAUUUUUACAUAUUCUAUGGUAUAGAAUUUGCUAAACGUCAUUAGCAAUAGAUCUUAUGAAGGUAAGUCCUUUCUUUACAAAUCCGUUUUCACUGAACUGACUCCUAAUUUAGUUAAGUAAAUUAGCUGUAGAACAAUGGUCAUAAUUCUGUGGUUGUGAUGGUACGACCCAAUUAUCAGUCUAUUCACCUGUACUACCAACUGUAUAAAGAUGUUCUAUUUAUGGCUAUUCAGUAGCAUUUAAGAUUUAUAUGCUUCGUUAUUUUUCUUCCACAACUGUUCAACUUCCUGUUUACUGAGAUAUUGUACAAGUAGGCUUCCAAGCAUCACCAAUCUUGAAGCUAAAACGUUGUAACCAUUAAAAGCUAUAGUAGCUACAUUUAUUUACUUUGAUUUUCUUGCAAUUUUUGCCUUGAUAUUCUGUUUCAGCUUUAGGGUUGUAAAUGACUUUUUAAUGACGUUCUCAAUUUAGUAAAUUAGCUACCUUUGUGGGGAAAGGUUUUAUGGAUCCAGGUAUUUUGCUCCUCCUAAGUUGGACUAAAACACUGAAUGAUAUCGAUCAGGCCAAUUCAUUCAUCUGCAUUCAAGAAUCUCGGUAGUAACUAAGUCACAUAGGAGAUUGGAACACAUUCAGUUCUCUGACCUGGGUCUGAAGGUAUCUCAGAUGAGUGAAAAUGGAAAAUCUCGCAUCCUUAAAGAUUUGACAUUAAAUUUACAUCAUUUUGACUGUGCAUUGACCACAAAUUGUCAAUUUCCCUUUGUGUGGAAGAUAGAGAAAUGUAUGGUUUUGUAAUAUUUCUGCAGUCAGUUAAGGGACACUGUUGAUUUAAAAGAAAUGUUGAAGCAGAGCUCUGCAUCAAAUCUGUACAAUAGCCGAGACGAGAGUAGUUAAUGCUGAUGCUAGGUGACAGAAUUGCAAGGAUUUAUAGUCCGGGUCUUCAUAUAAACACCCUUGAUUUGCUGACUCACUUCUGUCCCAAAAUAUAUUACGGGUAGAAUCUGGUAAUAGUCCAGCAUGGUAUCACUAGUUUUGAUCGCACCACAUACAACACUUUGAAAAUUAACUCAAUUUGUGUAGCAUUUAUUGCUAUUGGCUUUCUAAAUUUUCUGCAAUGUUGUGUUUUUUAUUUGAAACUUAUUAAAUCUAUGUUCUUAAUUGAUACCAUGCUGACAUCAUUCCAGAUGGUGGCAUGUCGAUGUUUUGCAGUGCGCAUUAAAUUAUCAUUUGGGUCAAAUGUCUAUUGUGUAUUGGCAAAUUACUAUUGCUGUGAAUGUUGAAUACAAUUAUCUACUGUACUGACUGCUUGUAUCCUUAUCCUGUUGACUUUAUUUUUAGAACAGAUCCACAGUUGAGAUGUUUGCAUGUUUUGAAUCUGAAGUAUUAAGUUUAGUGCACUAGGCAGAUGUUAAACGAUUUUUAAGAAUUCUAUAGACAACUUAAGCAGAAGUUGCAAACAGUGUGUGUGGUCAAUCAACUGUUGAGAAAAGUGCAAUAGGAUUUGUAAGCAUUCUACGACUUAAACAGUCAAGUUUUGCUUUGCUUUUUGUGCUGGUUUAUCUUUGUCUUGCAAGAUGUUAAUCCAUUUGCUCGAUUUACUAGAUUGUAGCUAAUUAUACCCAAUUUGGGAUGUAUAUGUUUUGAGGACAAAAUAAGUUAAUCUCCAUGCAUGCUUCUAUGUAAUAUGUAGACAUAUUAGAUCAAAAUUACAUAAUCAAAACUCGAGCACCAUUUAAGAAUGAGAAGGUAGUUCAGUAGUAAAGGUACCUGCUAUCUUCAAAAAGAAGGUUUAGAACAUAGUGCAAAUAUCUAAAUAGCUCAGAAGUUGAUCUUGUAUAAAUAUAGUAUAUGAGCAAGGCCACUGAGGACUCUACUAAUUCUGUAAGUGCUCCAUCUUUGUUUAGACUUCAAAAAUCUUUGACAAUAUCAGUAGUAUGCAGUUAAAGGAGAUGUAAACAAUACUAAACGAAAGCUGCCUAUCAAAAGAUUGAAUCUUCAGACAGAUUUUAGAAUUGUAAGUUGUAUGAAUACAUAUUUCAGCAUAGUCAAAUUUUAUGGAGCAUGAUGAUUCCUGUGCUGUUGGUAUAAUGGUGAAAGCAGGUGUUUGGGAUUAACGUUAAAAUAAUUUAAAAUGGAGAUUUCAUCCUAGAGUUAAUCAAAAUUUGAAUCCUGGAGACAUUUUGCUUCAUCUUGCUGGAUUUUUUUUUUUGUUGCAUCUUACAGUUGGGCCAGAUACGUUGAGUAGAAUAACUGAGAAAGUAGAAGCAAAAUGCUGCGGAUGGUGGGGAAUCUACAAUAACAGUACAGUGCUGCAGAAACUCAACAGUUCUGGCAGCAUUUGUGGAGAGAAUCAGUUGAUGUUUAGAGUUCAAUAUGGGCUCUUCAAAACUGUUGUCUAGAAAAGUGGUGCAUUUAAUGCUGUUCGCGUGGAGGGGAGGAAGAGGAGCAAGUGGAAUGGAUGGUGAAGAUGCUCCAGAGCAAAAGGCAAAGGAAGUGCUAAUGAUGAUAGUAUGACGUAGAGGUGCCGGCGUUGGACUAGGGUGGACAAGGUCAGAAAUCGCACAGCACCAGGUUAUAGU